Mesitornis unicolor (brown roatelo) is the source of this 1125-nucleotide messenger RNA. RefSeq names its product transcription factor EB (gene TFEB). Gene Ontology annotation, molecular function: DNA-binding transcription factor activity, RNA polymerase II-specific; protein dimerization activity; RNA polymerase II cis-regulatory region sequence-specific DNA binding. The record is from RefSeq and is a predicted model, not a curated record. Gene Ontology annotation, cellular component: nucleus. The annotation marks the transcript as partial. NCBI's taxonomy places the organism in Eukaryota, Metazoa, Chordata, Aves, Mesitornithiformes, Mesitornithidae. Gene Ontology annotation, biological process: regulation of transcription by RNA polymerase II; humoral immune response; positive regulation of DNA-templated transcription. The transcript has 8 exons.
CCGGUGCCCUCCCCCCCGGCCAUCAACCCCCCCGUCCAUUUCCAGUCCCCACCACCCGUGCCUGGAGAGGUACUCAAGGUUCAGUCCUACCUGGAGAACCCCACCACGUACCACCUGCAGAAGUCGCGGGACAAGAAGUUUGAUGAGGUCAUCGAUGACAUCAUGCGCCUGGAUGACGUUUUGGGCUAUAUGAACCCUGAAGUCCACAUGCCCAACACGCUGCCCAUGUCCAGCAGUCACAUGAAUGUCUAUAGCGGGGACCCCCAGGUGACGGCCUCCCUCGUUGGUGUCACCAGCAGCUCCUGCCCUGCCGACCUCACCCAGAAGAGAGAGCUGACAGAUGCUGAGAGCCGAGCCCUGGCAAAAGAGCGCCAGAAGAAGGACAAUCACAACCUGAUUGAGAGACGGCGAAGGUUCAACAUCAACGACCGCAUCAAAGAACUGGGGAUGCUGAUCCCCAAGGCCAACGACCUGGACGUGCGCUGGAACAAAGGGACAAUCCUGAAGGCGUCUGUGGACUACAUCAAGAGGAUGCAGAAGGACCUGCAGAGGUCGCGAGACCUGGAGAACCACUCGCGGCGGCUGGAGAUGACGAAUAAGCAGCUGCUGCUCCGCAUCCAGGAGCUGGAGAUGCAGGCACGCGUCCACGGGCUGCCCACCUCCUCGCCCUCGGGCGUCAACGUGGCCGAGCUGGCUCAGCAAGUGGUCAAGCAAGAAGCCAGCGGGGACGAGGGGACACUGGAGCCGCUGCUGCCACCCCUGGACCCCGAAUCGCAGCCGCCGGCGGCGCUGCCUCCGCCACCGCAGUCUCCCUAUCACCAGCUGGACUUUACCCACAGCCUGAGCUUCGAUGACGGCUCCCGGGGCUUCCCGGACAGCCUGGAGCCCGGCCACAGCGCUUCCUUCCCAUCCCUAUCCAAGAAGGAGCUGGACUUGAUGCUGAUGCAGGACACCAUGCUGCCCCUGGCCUCCGACCCCUUGUUCUCGGCCAUGUCCCCGGAGGCCUCCAAGGCCAGCAGUCGCCGGAGCAGCUUCAGCAUGGAGGAUGCAGACAUGCUGUGACGAGGAGCUGCUCCGGCGCCGGGGGCGAGGACUGGACCGUCAAGUUUGGUUAGUGAAGUUACA